Hippoglossus stenolepis (Pacific halibut) is the source of this 2132-nucleotide messenger RNA. Its product is annotated as prostaglandin D2 receptor 2-like. The record is from RefSeq and is a predicted model, not a curated record. Gene Ontology annotation, cellular component: plasma membrane. Bases 134 to 1276 code for a protein of 380 amino acids. Gene Ontology annotation, biological process: complement receptor mediated signaling pathway; inflammatory response; phospholipase C-activating G protein-coupled receptor signaling pathway. Lineage: Eukaryota; Metazoa; Chordata; Actinopteri; Pleuronectiformes; Pleuronectidae. Gene Ontology annotation, molecular function: G protein-coupled receptor activity; complement receptor activity. The transcript is spliced from 2 exons.
CUUGUACAAUAAUAAGGCUGGGACAGGGCACUGUGUCAUACAGCAGCAUGACAUGACACAGACCUCAUCAAAGUCUGACAUCCCGUGUAAAGCAAACGCCUGAGUGAAAGGAUCAAGGCGUUUUCCCUUCAGCAUGGCACACUUUGUUGAGUCAAACACCUCCUACCUCCCAUCAAACCAAACAGACAAUAUGAGUUCUUUGAGCAUUUUCGCCAUUUCCCUCCACGGCUUGGUCUCUUCCAUCGGCAUCAUAGAGAACCUCCUCAUCCUCUGGGUGGUGGGCUUCCACGUCCGCCGCACCGUCAUCAGCGUGUGGAUCCUGAACCUCGCGGCCUCCGACCUGCUCGCCACCGCUUUCCUUCCCUUCUUCACCCUCUACAUGGCACUCGGCAACACCUGGACACUGGGCAGGACCUUCUGCCGCAUCUACUCCUCCACCUUCUUCCUCAACAUGUUCGUCAGUGGCUUCCUGCUGGCGGCCAUUUCUAUGGACCGCUGCCUGGUGGUGCUGAGACCAGUCUGGGCCCAGAACCACAGGAGCAUCCGACUUGUGGAGAAGACAUGUGGGGUGAUUUGGGCCUUAGCUGUGGUCUGCACCAUCCCUUUCUACAUAUUCCGUGACACCAUUCCCCUUCCAAAUGGGAAGAUCCUCUGUUACUACAAUUAUAAUGUAUCCCUCCCCAGUCAGCCGUAUGACCUGCAAGCAUUAUUCAAGCAGCGGAAGGAGGCCUUGGUCUUCAUGAAGCUCUUCCUAGCCUUCCUCAUCCCUCUGCUAAUCAUCAUCCUCAGCUACAUCGCCGUGUAUUCCCACUUGGCACGCAGAGGCUACCGACGCUCUUUUCGUUUCGUUCGUCUCGUGGUAGCCGUGGUGGUGAGCUUCAUCCUCUGCUGGGCGCCGUACCAUUUCUUCAUCAUCAUGGAGGUGAUAUCUCCCAGCGGGCACCCUAUGCAGAAAUUCGCAAGCGGGGCCCUCCAGGUCGCGGCGACCCUUGGCUUCCUGAACAGCGUCCUGAACCCUGUUCUGUACGUGUUCAGCUGCCCCGACCUGUGCAGCAAGAUCAGACAUUCCCUGGGUGCGGUGAUGGAGAGCGUACUGGCGGAGGACCUGGCCGAACUGGCCCGGCGCCGCAGCACCGCCCGCAGCUCGUUAAGCACCACCACAGAGUUUAUAAAGAAGCCGUCUUCCGUCGCAACCCUCUGUCUGAAAACAGAGGACCAGGAGCAGGAUGAACGUGUUGCUGAACCAACUGAACUAAUGCUGAACCAACUGCACUGAGAACCAGCAGUCAAUAGAGAAAUGCUGAUAGGAAAUAUAUGAGAAAGGCAUUUAUUUACCUUUUCCCUUGUUUUUUUAACGAUAGCUCAUCAUAUUUACUCUUUAGCCAGCUUCUAUUAGGGAUUAUUACUGGUUAUUACUAUUGUGCACCAUCAGCUAUCAUGACCAUUAGUAGACCGCUGGCUUUUCUGUUAGAAAUUCAAAUUUUCUAAGCUUUGUUAUUCAUUCCUGUCUUAUUCCUUAUAUUUAAGAGUAAAUGUUUGAAUGAUACACUUGUGCAUCACCAUCACUUCACUGCACGUCCCAGGGCAGGGACGGAUGAGAUGACUUGAAGUGGAUAAAGUGUUGCCCACAUUUAUUUUAGAACUUACAAAACUGUCAGCUUCCAGGACAGAAAUCACUUUUGCAGAAAAUGGUUAGAUUGCAUAAGGGCAUUUAGUCAGAAUCACUAUCAAGUAUGUUAUAUAUAUAUAUACGUUUGUGCCUGUUUUGCAGCUCUUGUCCCUCUCAAAUGUAUGAGACCUUCUCGAACAAAACAGAACAAAUACAGCGUUUUUACGUGGAUGUGUCUGAUCGAUGUGUAUAGGUAUUAUUGCUUCUGUUUUUCUCUCUCUCUCUAUUGUGAAAUAAGCUGUUUUCACAUGUGGUCUCACACCAGAUUUUAUCAGCAGCUGCAGGAGCUGACAUGAACAUAUCUCUGUGUGGGUUAGGGUUAGUGACAGUGUACGUCUUAAGUUUUGCAUUGCACAUCUGCUUCAGUUUCCAAUAGUUCACUCCUUGCAUUUUAUAUCUACACUUUGUAAUACUUAUACUGUAAAGUAGCUGUUCUUAACGGUAAUAAAGACAACGAGAAGCA